Molecule: messenger RNA, 942 nt
Organism: Sinocyclocheilus anshuiensis
Lineage: Eukaryota; Metazoa; Chordata; Actinopteri; Cypriniformes; Cyprinidae
Exons: 8
Coding region: 1-942 (313 amino acids)
Source: RefSeq, a predicted model, not a curated record
AUGGUAGCCUUGACAGCCAUUAUAGUCCUUUCUGUUGUCAUUUUCAUCAUCUGCAUCAUAUUCAACGCACUUGCUGGACCGGGAACUGGUCCUUUUCGGAACAACACUGGAGCGAUAUCAGAUAAAUACAAUACAGAAAUCACUCCCUCGGGAUGGACCUUCUCAAUCUGGGGUGUCAUCUACACUUGGCUGUCACUCAUGCAUGUUUACAUCCUCACCACUACCUGCAGGAGGACUGUUUAUGGUCCAAUGUACUGCAGUCCUGCUGUGUUGCCAUAUGGAUUCUUCAUAACCUGGAUUGUAAACAUGCUGCUAAAUAUAAUCUGGCUUCUUCUGUGGGACAGACAGGUGAUGAUUGCUGCAUUCAUUAUCCUUGCCUUGAUUGCCUUCACAAACUAUUUGCUGAUAAUCUUCUCCUGUCAUGGACUCAAACAAUAUGGAGCCUGGUUAAACAAAUAUCACAAAGUAGACCUCUGGUGCAUACGGAUAUUGGUUCAGAAUGGCAUUGCAACAUACACAACAUGGACAACAAUUGCCACUCUGAUUAACUUCACUGUUGUGCUGAGAUAUGAUGCUGGAAUGACCCAGUCAGACCCAGUGAUGAUCAGUCUCUCUCUCUCUAUUCUUUUGGGUGAAGCUAUUUCUUGGUUCAUUGUUGAGAACUUUGUGUUUGAAAAGCACCUGCGAUACAUUCUGACAGUCUACCCUGUUGUUAUUGUGGCCUUGAGUGGAAACAUGACCAAGAACUUUAAAUCUGCAGAUCCAAGCCGCAGCGGCAUUUACAUAGCUGUUUUACUGGGGUUGACUUGUACACUAUUUGCGAUCAAAGUGUUGCUGGUUAUAUGGAGGCACAUUAAACAUCCUCUCUACAAAGGCAUGAAUGUAGAGGAGGCGAUAUCACCAAUGGAAAUUGCUGAAAAGCAGAAGAAGAUCUUCACUUAA